AUGGCCUCAGCAACGAACGGUGGUUUCCCGGCCAACUUCAUCUUAACCCCGCAGCAACAAAGCUUGCUCUUCGCUGCCCUCAACUCGAACAAGCAGCAGCUGGCGAACCAGUCUCCUACUAUCAAGGACACUUCCAUGUCGCCCUCCUCUUAUCAGACGUCGCCGGCUCAGGGUGCGGCUCAUGGCUUUCAAGAAAGCCCUUACCUUGAUAACUACGACUACGAUUUUGGCGACUCCAGCUUCGAUUUCGAUGUUAGUACCGUCGGCCAGGCCAAAAUGAUUGGCGACAUCCCUGGUGGCGCUCAGUCAGCUCAGUCGACCAAGUCGGACUCGACCGAGAACGAUGGUAUGGAUAAGAGAGCCCAUCCCGACGACGAGGAAGAUGAAGACUCUCCUGGGAAUGACGCCAAGAGGCGUGAGGGUGGCGACAAAGUCCCGAAGAAGCCGGGACGUAAGCCCCUUACCUCGGAACCGAGCUCGAAGCGCAAGGCCCAAAACCGCGCUGCCCAGCGGGCAUUCCGCGAGCGCAAGGAGAAGCACCUGAAGGAUCUCGAGACGAAGGUGGAGGAACUGGAGAAAGCGUCAAAGGAAGCCAGCAGCGAGAACAGCCAGCUACGUUCCCAAAUCGACCGGAUGACGGCGGAGCUCAACGAGUACAAGACCAAGAUGGCAGCCAUGAGCACUCGCUCCGCGUCUCACAGCAAGUCGUCUAUGGGCUUUGGGGCCUCUGCUAUUGGCAACCUGAGCGACGUCAACUUCCAGUUUGAAUUCCCCAAGUUCGGCGUCCUGCCAGGAUCCCAGAUGCCCAACAAGCCCGUACAGGGAGCGAGGUCUUCUUCAUCGCCUCAGAUUGUUAACGGCAGCAACCCCGUCAGCCCCCUCAACAAGGACAACAGCCCAGGCGUUAUCGCCGGGCUCGACUUUGGCACCAAGGACGACCUGGUCAACUUCACAUCUCUUUUCAGUCCAUCACUCGCCAAUGCCUCGACAGGCACGGGUACAUCUCGCGCCAGUGUUGACUCGGGCUCAUAUGGGAUGAACAACGGCACGUCGACCAGCUCACCAUCUGCAUCGUCUCAGUCAAAUGGAGGUCCGAGCUCAUCUUGCGGAACUUCCCCUGAGCCCUUUACUCAGUCGCCCAUGGGUUUCAAACCUGUCGACACCAUGACGACAAUCGGUGAAGAGUCUGCCAAUCAGCAAUCGUUGUUCGCCAGUAUCGACACCAACAACUUCGACUGGCUCGCGCAACAGAAUGGCGGACAGUUCGAUCCUCAGCUAUUUGGCGGAUACCGCGAACCGCAAGAAAACAUUCUUGCCGGCACCACCUUCGACGACAGUUUCUUCAACGACGCGCUCGAUGCCGACUUCAUCACGCCGUAUAACAUGGCCCCUAGCCCUGCUGUGCCCAAGAAGAACCUCAUAGACCAAAUUGAUGCCGCCAAGAACGCAGACGAUGAUGUAGUUAAGGAGGCCGUCAAGGCUGAGAACUACAACUGCAAUAAGAUAUGGUAUGGCCCAGCCCAACCAGAUGUUAUUGCUUCAGUUACUCACCGCUUUAACAGGGAGAAGCUCCAGAACUGCCCCAGUGUGCAGGCCGGCGAGUUCGAUCUCGAUGGCUUGUGCACCGAACUGCAGAAGAAGGCGAAGUGCUCCGGCCAGGGUCCGGUUGUCUCCGAGACAGACUUCCAAACGGUUGUCAACAAGUGGAUGGGCAAGGACGCGGCUGCCUGCUUCGCAAGCCAGGACAACAACAAGACGAAAGCCUAA
This is a messenger RNA of Colletotrichum higginsianum IMI 349063, 1767 nucleotides long. Its product is annotated as Transcription factor PAP1. The coding region runs from base 1 to 1767 and encodes 588 amino acids. Gene Ontology annotation, cellular component: RNA polymerase II transcription regulator complex. The transcript is spliced from 2 exons. Gene Ontology annotation, molecular function: transcription cis-regulatory region binding; DNA-binding transcription activator activity, RNA polymerase II-specific. The record is from RefSeq and is a predicted model, not a curated record. NCBI's taxonomy places the organism in Eukaryota, Fungi, Ascomycota, Sordariomycetes, Glomerellales, Glomerellaceae.